Molecule: messenger RNA, 5265 nt
Organism: Teleopsis dalmanni
Lineage: Eukaryota; Metazoa; Arthropoda; Insecta; Diptera; Diopsidae
Exons: 7
Coding region: 216-4388 (1390 amino acids)
Biological process (GO): DNA integration
Molecular function (GO): nucleic acid binding; protein binding
Source: RefSeq, a predicted model, not a curated record
UUAAAACCAGAAGUGAUGCGAGAAUUCCAGUAAGAGUCUUGAAUGAACUGAAUACGCCAGUAACGCUUAAAAAGGGCGUAGUUAUUGGACAAUGUCAUGCCGUGGAAGCGGUGAUACUAUGCGAUGAGUCUCAAAACAAACCUGUCGCCAUUCACCAGCAAAUAAGUCCUGACCUUUUUUCGAGGUGUCUUGAAGAUGUUAAAGGGAAUGAUAAAAUGAAGGUCAAAAAGCUACUGCACAAAUACUCUUCGAUAUUUGCUACUGAAGAUAGCAAACCCGGAAGAACUGCCAUCGUGAAGCAUAGGAUAGAUACUGGCGGCGCGAAACCUAUUCGGCAAACUCCACGUAGGGCCCCGCUUGCUAAACGAGAAGAGGCUAAUCAAAUAAUAGAUAAAAUGCAGAAAAGUGGUGUAAUUAAACCGUCAACGAGCCCGUGGAGCUCUCCAGUUGUACUAGUAAAGAAAAAGGACGGAACCACACGAUUCUGCGUGGAUUAUCGGAAACUGAACGAUAUCACUAAAAAGGAUAGCUAUCCAUUGCCUAGAAUCGAUGACACUUUAGACACACUAUCUGGAGCGAAAUGGUUUUCCACGUUAGAUCUUCAAAGUGGUUAUUGGCAAGUCGAAAUUGAGGAGAAGGAUCGUGAGAGGACGGCGUUCAGCAUAGGCGAUGGGCUAUGGGAGUUCACAGUGAUGCCGUUUGGAUUAUGUAAUGCACCAGCAACGUUCGAGCGACUUAUGGAGCAAGUGUUAAAGGGACUUCAUUGGAAAACAUGCCUGGUGUAUCUCGACGAUAUUAUUAUCAUGGGAAAAAGUGUUGAUGACCACUUGAAAAAUUUGGAGGAAGUCUUUCAACGAAUCGCGGCAGCUGGAUUACGCUUGAAUCCCAGAAAAUGCUCUUUGAUGAAAACGCAAGUUACGUAUCUCGGACAUAAAGUGACGACGCAAGGCAUUCAUACCGAUGAGGAAAAGAUAAAUGCAGUGAAAGAUUGGCCUAGACCAACAAACAUACAUGAAUUGCGAAGUUUCCUUGGCCUAUGCACCUACUACCGUCGAUUUGUCCUAGGAUUCGCCAAUAUAGCAAGAAGUCUGCAUGAGCUUACUCAAAAGAAUAGAACAUUCAUGUGGCAAAACGAUCAAGAGAAAGCUUUUCAACAAUUGAAGCAAGCUCUUUGUACAGCACCAAUGCUAGCAUAUCCAGUACCAGGGCAGGAAUUUAUUUUAGACACCGAUGCGAGCGCUUACGGAAUUGGCGGUGUUCUUUCCCAGCUUAUCGAUGGUCAAGAAAAAGUGGUGGCAUAUUUUAGCAGGAUUCUUGGAAAGCCAGAAAGAAAUUAUUGUGUAACCCGAAAAGAGCUGCUGGCGGUAGUGGAAUGUGUAAAACACUUUCAUAAGUACUUGUAUGGUCAAAGAUUUCGUUUGAGAACAGACCACGCAGCGUUGAGAUGGUUAUUACAAUUUAAAAGCCCAGAAGGACAAAUCGCUCGAUGGAUAGAAAGGCUACAGAACUAUGAUUUCAAAAUAGAGCACCGGAAGGGUGUCCAACAUGGAAAUGCUGAUGCGUUAUCGCGACGACCUUGUCAGUUAGAGUGUAAACAUUGCAGUAAAAAUGAAUUAAAGGAAGGAAUCGUUGAUAUUCGUUUGACAAGUUUACAACCAGCAGAAGAUUGGAACCCAACCAAUAUAAGAAGCAGUCAACUAAAAGAUCCUGAUCUUACAAUGUUACUAAAGUCCAAAGAAGAGCGAUCACGGCCAACCAAGGAGCAGAUAUCCUCCGAAACCCCCACUGCAAAGAAGAGUUUCACGAUGGGCCAAGUGGAGGGCACCUUGGAAUCACAAAAACUUUCAAAAGGUCCUAAGGUAAAAAGCCGAGGUAAGCUGCAUCAAUAUAACGUUGGAGCACCAUUUGAACGAGUUGCCAUGGAUGUAGCGGGCCCAUUUCCAACCAGUGAUGCCGGGAACAAAUAUUUACUCGUUGUUAUGGAUUAUUUUAGUAAGUGGCCAGAAGUAUACGCUUUACCGAAUCAAGAGGCAAAAACAGUAGCAGAAGUGUUUGUACAAAACUGGGUAACAAGAUUCGGAGUCCCAAUAGAGUUGCACUCCGACCAAGGUAGAAACUUCGAAUCCACAAUAUUCCAAGAAAUUUGUACAAUGAUGGGCAUUAGAAAAACAAGGACAACGGCUCUGCAUCCACAGUCAGACGGCAUGGUAGAAAGAUUCAAUCGGACUCUAGAAGAACAUUUGCGAAAAGUUAUAAAUAAAUGCCAACGAAAUUGGGACAAGCACAUCCAAAUGUUUUUGAUGGCAUAUCGAUCGGCUAAGCAUGAGACAACGGGUCACACACCAGCGCGUGUGGUUUUUGGAUCUGAAUUGCGGCUUCCUUGCGACCUUAAGUUUGGAGCAACUAAUGCGGUUGAGCACAGUGAAGAAAACUACUGCGAUAUGAUGAAAAACGAAAUGAAUGAAUUACACCAACAAGUAAGACAACACAGCCAGCUGAUGAGUAAUAAGAUGAAAGAUCGAUUUGACCGAGCAGCAAAUUCUGAGGGAUUCGAAGAAGGCGAUUUGGUGUUGCUAUAUAACCCCCAACGUAAGAAAGGUUUAUCUACGAAAUUACAAACAUCUUGGGAAGGACCGUAUAUGAUUAUGAAACGGUUAAAUGACGUUGUGUACCGUAUCCAGCGUUAUGGAACGACUUGUUGCAAAAUGAAGGAAAAAACAGUUCAACUUUUGAAUGAUGAUAAACGCCAAAACGCUGGUGAAAACACAAAUGAGGAAAAUAAAGACUCCCUAACUCAAACUGAAGACGCGCAAAAACAACAAAAAGAUGUUUUAAUUGCAAUCGAAGAUCGUGAAAGAUUUUUAUUAGAUUUUGUAGAAAAAUUACGUCAACGCCGCUUGGCUAUUUUACAUGACCAGAUGGCUGGUUUGAAAUCAGCUUUGUCUGGCUUGGCUGAAACAUCUGAUAUGUUGCACAAAAUUUCAGAGAACUCAACUCGCAUGGAUCAUAUUGAAAUUGCUAUGAAAGUCACAAAUGGUCAAAGACAAUUAGAGCAAUUCGCAGCUAUUUAUAAAGACUUACAACCCAAACAAGAGGUGUUUGCAUUCGCUGCACCUGACUAUUCUAUUUUACAAGAUAUACGUAAUCAAGGUGCUAUAAUACUAGUAGACGAUAAGAAUAUGCCAAUGCCGACAAGCGGAAAUAUGGUUGGAGCUCCGCCAAAUGAUGUUGGUACUGUGCUUUCACUUCCAAAUAAUGGAAUGACUGCUGUAAUACCAACAAAUUCUAGACGCCCUCUAUUGCGUGAUAACUCUUUUCAUAAUCCAUCACCUAUAAUGCCACCGCGUACAAAUAGUUGUACUGUACCAAAUGCUGGUAUAGAAUGGGAGCUAAGUGUAAUGCGUAGUUCACCGGGAUUACAUUUUGGUGCACCACGUUCUACACAAGCAAUAGCUGGGAGUACAGAUCAUGUUAAAGCUCGUAAAUCAAAUGCACUUUCUUUAUCUUUUGCUACGGAAGGGCAUGAAGACGGUCAAGUAAGUCGUCCUUGGGGUCUUUGUGUUGACAAAAUGGGACAUAUUCUUAUAUCAGAUCGUCGCAAUAAUCGUGUACAAGUCUUCAAUCCAGAUGGUACAUUGAAAUUCAAAUUCGGUCGCAAAGGUGUUGGAAAUGGUGAAUUCGAUUUGCCUGCUGGCAUUUGUGUCGAUAUUGAUAAUCGUAUUAUUGUUGUUGACAAAGAUAAUCACCGUGUUCAAAUAUUUACUGCAAGUGGCGUAUUUCUCAUAAAAUUUGGCAGCUACGGUAAAGAGUAUGGCCAAUUCCAGUAUCCAUGGGACGUAGCUGUCAAUUCUAGACGUCAGAUAGUAGUUUCAGACUCUCGUAAUCAUCGUAUACAACAAUUCGAUUCAGAAGGCCGUUUCAUUCGUCAAAUUGUAUUUGAUAACCAUGGACAAAAUAAGGGUAUAGCAUCUCCACGUGGAGUUUGCUACACUCCAACCGGAAAUAUUAUAGUGUCAGAUUUUGAUAAUCACUGCUUGUAUUUAAUUGAUCCAGAUAUAAAUGAGAUUCUCUCUGCCAAAGGUCAUGAAGGUUCAGGAUUCCAAGAAUUCAAUCGUCCUUCAGGUUUAUGUUGCGAUGACGAUGGGCGUAUUAUUGUUGCUGACUCUAAAAACCAACGUAUUGUUGUUUUUAGCCCAAGUUUGGAUUAUUUGUGGGAUAUUGAAGUACGUCCAUCACAUAAUCCGCUUAUGCCAACUACUCUUGAUGAGAAAGAUCGCACAUGUGAUGUAGCUUUGAUGCCGGACGGUAGAAUUGUGUUCUUAAUUGAGCUAUCACCAGAUUCCAAAGAGGGUUCGAAUCCUUAUAAACGUUUUGUACACGUGUUCUAGGAACAUAACAGAUAAGUAAUAAGCUGCAUAUCUAAGAAAAACACAUAACUAUUAAAGAAAAAACUAAGAAGAUAAGUAAUUAAUUAUAAGUAUCAAAAUAUUCGGUAUAAAUACGAAAACGUUUUAGAUUAUUUAGACAAAAUUAUUGAAUUGAGGACACGACAAGUAACAAAAAACAAAAAACAAAAAAAAAACAUUUACGCAUUUAUUUGAAUAUUCUACAACGAUUACCUCAAUAGAAUUAAGCCAAUAAUAGCGGUACAUAAAUAUUAUUUUAUGCCAGCAGUUUUAUGAAAUUGUACGUAAAACGUUUUAACAUACUAACGGAUAAAAUGAAAAACGUUAAAAUUUUAGAUAUAAUUAGACUGACAAAUAUUUUCCUACAAUAUACGAAUACAUUAAGAAAGGACAUUACUCAACGGAACAAAGUUCAAAUAAUGGACACAUGUAACGUUAGCUCUAUGUUUCAUUUUUAUUUAAUUUGUAUUGAUUUUACUGCAUUAAUUUCUUCGUAUUAUUUUUUUUGCAAAUGAGACUGAUGAACUAAGAAGAAACUUCAAAAAAAUUAAUUAUUAACUGGACCUUUAAAUCCGUUAAAUCCUUACGGAAGAGGAUAUUUAUAUGCGUGCGGAUAUUUUGGUUAAUUUUUAGAAAGACUGAAAACCAAAGCGACUAAUGCACUGAAUACUAGAAGCGCAAUUUGAAUAUCGGGCAUUCAAAAUGGGCUUUUGCAAACAUAUUUCAUUUCAAUUCAUUCAAACAUUUUAACGUAAACGUGAAUGAGGGAAUCAUACAAAUUAUUUAUGAAUUUAUGUACAUCGAUGUGUUCAUUAGCAAUUAAAAACAUUUACUUUAGAAAUAAAUUAAUUAGAAUUUU